This is a messenger RNA of Teleopsis dalmanni, 1254 nucleotides long. RefSeq lists its product as uncharacterized. The record is from RefSeq and is a predicted model, not a curated record. The transcript has a single exon. NCBI's taxonomy places the organism in Eukaryota, Metazoa, Arthropoda, Insecta, Diptera, Diopsidae. The coding region runs from base 1 to 1254 and encodes 417 amino acids.
AUGGCUGAUCCAAUGUUCAAUAAGCCAGCGCGUAUAGAUAUUUUAAUUGGUGCGGAAAUUUUCUUCGAUUUGUUGUCGAUUGGACGAAUUUAUCUUAAUGAAAGGUUGCCAACCCUACAGAAAUCCAUACUAGGGUGGAUAGUUGCAGGCAAAGCAGAAGAAUGUUUAGCGCCUAGUCAUAAAAUAAAUAAUAUGCUGGUCAAUCACAACCAUAAUGAGAAUGAAAACUUGAGUCAAUUGGUUGAAAAAUUCUGGAAAAUAGAACAGAUUUCAACUAAAUCAAAUUUUUUAACCGAAGAAGAAGAGGAAUGCAAGAAAAUUUUCCGUGAAUCAAUUCGUAGAGAUACAUCUGGCCGAUUUAUUACGAAAAUUCCAUUUAAAACAACAGUGAGUGAUUUGGGUGGUUCCUAUAAUGCUGCCAAACGACGGUUGCUGUCACUAGAGCGUAGGUUGAGUAGAGAUCGCUCUACACGAGACGCUUACAACGCAUUUAUGGAUGAGUACCUCUCUUUAGGUCACAUGACGAUCGUUGAAGAAGCUGAUAUGGAUAAGAUAAAAUAUUUUGCACCGCAUCAGUAUGUGCUACGACCAGACUCCACGAGUACGAAACUUCGAGUUGUGUUCGAUUGUAGCUGUAAAACUGACAGUGGCUUGUCAUUAAAUGAGGUAAUGAUGAAAGGACCACUGGUUCAAGAUGACCUGUUAUCUAUAAUACUGCGAUUUAGAUGUUACAAAUAUGCAAUUACGGCAGAUGUAACAAAAAUGUAUCGCCAAGCAUGGGUGACUGAUGAUGAUGCGAAUUAUCAAACGAUUUUGUGGAGGUCUUCCUCAGACGAAAACAUAAAGGCCUAUUGCUUGCGAACCAUUACUUAUGGUACAACAUCUGCCCCCUAUUUAGCUACAAGAUGCUUAAAACAGUUAAGUGAAGAUUAUAUAGAUAAAUAUCCGAUUGGAUCGAGAAAAGUGUUAUCUGAUUUUUAUAUGGAUGAUUUGAUCAGUGGAUCAAACGAUGAAGAUAAAAUUUUUGAAAUAUAUAAUCAAGUAUCAGCAAUAAUGAACUCAGCAAAAUUUAAGUUAAGGAAGUGGUUUUCAAAUAGUGAAAAAUUUCUUAAUUUCGUACCUGAAGCUGAUAAAGAAAAGACUCUUCGGAUGAAUAAUGAGGAAAUAAUAAAAACUCUUGGUAUCAUCUGGGCUCCAGUGGGAGAUACGCUCGAAAGCGGUGACAAAAAGAAUAGUGUUGUCGGAACUAUCUAA